Messenger RNA from Pyrenophora tritici-repentis Pt-1C-BFP, 1392 nucleotides. Lineage: Eukaryota; Fungi; Ascomycota; Dothideomycetes; Pleosporales; Pleosporaceae. The record is from RefSeq and is a predicted model, not a curated record.
AUGGCGGUCAACCCAGAAUCACUCACCUACUUCACUGCCAUUGAGGGUUGCACACCGCCCCAGGGCGAAGAGUGCAGCGUCUGCCUGGAAGCACUGGAGGGGCCAGCUCCCCAGUACGACAACAAUUCCGGGGCUGACGGUCAUAAGACCGUCUUCAUCAAGACCGUUCACAGUUCGCGUGUGCAGCAACCGCCAACUGACUACUUGGUGUUUGCAGAGUUCCCGGGUCAUGAGAUUGAGGAGCACGACGCUGGCCGUCGUGCUGGUCUUCAGUCGACUUGGGCUCAGGUCGCCCGGGCAAGUGAACGACUCGGAUUGAAAUGGAUGGGAGGAAACACUACCUUACCAAAAAUCCUCGUCCUCUUCACCGGCGGCACCAUAGCCGGCGGCUCCAUCUACGGCGCCCUCGAUGACACGCAAUACGGCCAACUGAGCCUAACCGCGGAAUCAAUAAUCGCCCGAAACUCGUACCUCCUCAACCACACCCAACUCGCCGUCUCAAACUGGACAUCCGCCUCCUCCGGCUCCCCAGGCUCCACGGGCACCAACGACGCUCUGGUAAUGAACAUGACACGCUUCGCGCACGACGCUCUGUGUUCCCCCGACAGCGAUAUCGCCGGCGCGGUAUACACGCACGGCACGAAUUCGCUCGAGGAAACAGCUUUCUUACUAGACGCCCUGGUCAACUGCGGGAAACCAAUCGUUGCAACAGGGAGCAUGCGCCCAUUUACCCAUUUAUCGUAUGACGGCGAUGCGAAUUUCUUUGACGCGGUGGCGCUGGCGGCGAGUAAGGAGGCUGUGGGGAGGGGAUUGUUAGUAGCGUUUAAUGCGAGGAUUAUAUCGGGGUAUUGGGUUACGAAACUUUUUUCUACCAAUCCGGAUGCUUUUGGUGCUACGGCUGGGGGUGAUCUAGGUCUUUUCGUCAACUCGCUGCCGGUUUUUUAUAAUUCGCCCAGUCGGCCGCUGUGGAAGAAGGAGUUUGAUGUUGGGCUUGUGUCGCGACAUGGGAGUUUUCCGGGGCUGCCUAAAGUGGAUAUCUUGUAUGCGGCGAGGGGGUUUGAUGGCAGGUUAGCGUUGGAUGCGUGGGGGAAUGGGGCGAAGGGGGUCGUUAUUGCUGGCACGGGGAAUGGGGGUGUGCCUAGUGGUGAGGAGCAGAUUCUGGAGGCGAUGGAGAAGGGGUUGCAGGUUGUGGUGGGCACGAGGAGUCCGUUUGGACCGGCGAGUCCGGCGAGGACGCCCACGUGGGCGACGGCUGGGUUGCUGCAUCCGAUUCAGGCAAAGAUUAUGUUGCAGUUGGGGAUUGCGAGUGGGAUGGAUAUGAAUGGGACGAUUGAGAUGUUUGAGGGGGGGUUUAGGGGGGCGAUUAGGCAGGUGUGGAGGGUGGGGAGUUAG